UGAACCGAUACUGAAUCCCAUCGCUUAGUAAAUGUAAACAAAAUUAAUGCGGCAUAAUUACCAAUAGCUUUUAAAAAUAUAAAACUUGAUGAGUGACCCAAAAUGAAACAAGAAAAUUGUGCUGAUAAAGAAACGAUAGAAUAUACACACACCACUGUGCCUUCAUCAAUGAGAAGUCCUUAUUGGAAGUAUUUCGGAUUUCCUGCUGAUAGUACUAAUAAAAUAUUGACUCGGCAAAAAAUUAUAUGUACGAUAUGUGGUACUGCCAUUACAUACAACAAAAAUACAUCUAAUCUUCGUACACAUCUUAUAUCGCGACACCCUGAGACUCUGCAUCAAAUGCAUAAUCAUCAAAGACAGCGGAACCUAGAGUUCUCUAGUAGUUGUGACAUGGCUGAUGCUGGUGAUUUUAAUAGUGCCGCUAUAAUGAACGAAAUGGGAAAGGAUGAAUGUAACUCGGAUAAAUUACACUUACAUAGAGAAAGUAAUAAGGGUGAUCCUAAUGUCAGUAGUCUAUUAAAAAUAAGACGUCUAAAUACAACGAAUGCACAAGAGCUUAAUGUGGAGCUAAUGGCUUCCAAUGGUCUAGUAAGCCGUCCGCAGCAAAAUGAUUAUAACCAUGAACAUACAGUAGAUUUCUCAGCUGUUGAAAUUAAUUGUGGUUCUGAUUAUCACUCGGUAACACGCGACAACAAGGAAAUCGACAAAGAUAUGCAUGAAGCGAUUACAGAAAAUGAAACCAGCUAUGAAUUUUUAACUUCGGAAACAGAAAAUGAUUUGAAAACCGAUGAAAAUAUUGGAAUUAAUUGCUCCAGUGAUUUCAAUGUUGGGGAUAUGAACCCCGACGCGGUUGCAUUAACGGAAGAUGAAGCAGUCAUAAUUGACAAUGAGAUUUCUCAAAAACCGAUGUUUGUAUAUUGCAGUGACUCAUUGCCAUGCUCAAUUGAUUUGACAAAAAAAUCAAAUGUAAUAACUCACAAUGAACUUCUUGUAAAUAUGUUGGUGUCUGAUUUACUGCCGCUUAACGUGCUUCAAGGUAUGGGUUUCAAACAAUUACUUAAUACGAUAGGUUUUGUCAAUGUGGAUAAAGAGCCAGUUGAGAGCAAAAUAUUGGCCGAUUAUUCAAAAAUGAAAUGUGCACUUAAAAAAUACAUUGCUUCAAAUUUGUUGCAACAAGAUAAACCCUAUUCAUUCAGUAUUGAAAACUUUAAAAAUAAUGAGGGAACCGACAUAAUUAGUGUUUAUGUUAACUUCCACAUUUUUGAUAUUGAAUACAAAUUUGAGAGUAUUUUAUUAGAAGAAAUUGUUUGUAGCAAAAGUACAGAUUUAAUUCGCUCUCUACAAGACUUUGAUCUUAGUCGUUGUGCAGCUAUUGUAACAACUAACGCAAACAACUCAAUUGUUAAGGAAUUUGCACUCGCGAAUGGUAUCGAAAUAGUACCCUGCGUAGGGUCAAUGUUAACCCGGUGUAUUUCUUUGAUCUUCCAACAAGAUGUGGUAUCUGAAUUAUUUCAACAGAUUUUUGAAAUAAGUGAGAAGAAUUUAAACUUAUCAACUGUGAAAUUAUAUUGCCCUUGGUGGAAACUGAAACUUCUUCAGGAUUUUUUGGAUAGUCCUUUAGCGGCAGAUGAAAAGUACAAGAAGAUGUCAUCAGAACUGGGAAGUUUCAUUACAUAUAUUAAACCCUUAAAGAUUACGUUUGAUACAAUAAACUCGGAGCAAAUGCCGUUCUGCACACUUGUGCGUCCGUUGGUAAUGCAGCUAUUCGAUGAACAUUUUUUAAAAUUCAAUACUAAUGACAAUGCUUGUUUGCAAUCGGCGCAAAAAAUUGUUAGUUCUGAGUUACGUAGUAGCAUCGCUGGAUGUUCAUUUUUUUCUGAAGCAGUGCUUUUUGAUCCACGAUUUCAACAAGAUUUCAUUCAAUCCAGCCCACAGCCAACACUACCGAAACAAACCGAUAGUUUUGGCAGCAUUCAUCGUACAGAAGUAAUACUGUCGGUUUAUAAUCGGUAUCCAAAUUUGGUUAAGGAGUUAAACUUAAAAGUAAAACUGGAACAAAAUCACAUAGGUGCCUCGUCACAAGCAGUAUCAAAAUCAUGUUUACGAUCGUUUUUCCAGCGUAUUAGCAAUACCGCCGGUGAGACGAAUCUUCAAAACAUUAACAACACACCUUCCAAGCAAUCGCAGCCGAAAGUCGCUAUGGAUUUGGAAUUGAAUCGAUACAAAGGCGAACAAACGUUAGAUUUAGAACUAUGCCCUCAAGUUUGGUGGCAAACACAUUCUGAACGCUACAAAUUUCUGCAUAAAAUCGCAAAUUAUUAUUUGAGUGUGCCGUGUUUAACACCACGGUGGCUGAUGAGCGGCCAAGAGGAGGUGGAAGUAAUCAAUAGAAGCCAGUGGUGGCAAAAAAGUAAAUCACUGCAGUAUCUCCACGCAGCAGAGAAGUGCAUAUGGUAUUUGCAUUACAAUCGUAGUAUAUAUAACAAAAUGAUGGCCCAAUCAACUAAAAAGCAGUCUGCGUGAAAAAACUGAAGUUGGAAAAACUCGUAUCAUAAUGAUAUAUUUCUUUUAUGUAGAACAAUAGCUAAUAGGGAGAACGCAUUAGAAUGGAAAUU
Molecule: messenger RNA, 2615 nt
Organism: Bactrocera tryoni
Lineage: Eukaryota; Metazoa; Arthropoda; Insecta; Diptera; Tephritidae
Exons: 6
Coding region: 103-2523 (806 amino acids)
Molecular function (GO): protein dimerization activity; DNA binding
Source: RefSeq, a predicted model, not a curated record